CACAUCACAUACUACUACACACACGAUGAGGAAGACGUCAAGCUGAUGGUUGUAUUUUCUGCAAGCUAAGGUUUCUGAUAAUGACUUGAGACAUUUUUUAAGGGAUUAGCAGCAUUCACUGAAGAAACAUAUUUUCUUCUGAAGUGUGAACACAGGUUCUUUCACUUGAUCAGAGAGCCUUGUGGUUUACCUGGUAUGUUUACCUCAAGACAGGGGCCUCACUUUCCUCAUAUGCCAACAAAGAUGGUAUAGGCAAGACUGAUCUCUGGAGGCAUGGCAGCAGUUCAAAGCUCUGCCUUUGUCAACCCAAAUCUGGGGUCAGGCCUGGACGAGGAUGAAAUCUCAUUGUUGGAAGAAGAGUCGGACUCUGGAAGCUUGUUGUCCGAUGAUUCUGUUCUUCCGGAUUAUGAACAAGAGGAAAGGAAAAAAGGAACUGCCAACACACUAUAUGAGGCUUGUGUCCAAAAUGACCCAGAGGCACUGAAGAGAGUGUUGGGACGAGGUGUGACCUAUGAUGAGGUCAUGGAAGUUGACCCUAAUGGCAGGAAUGGACUGAUGGUGGCUGCAUAUAAAGGCUUUCUUCCAGUAGUUUAUGAUUUGCACGGCUGUCCACAUCUGGAUAUUAACCACCAAGACAAUGAAGGCAACACUGCUUUAAUGAUCGCAGCUCAAGCUGGUCAUGUCUCCAUAUGUAACUACAUCAUGAAUUACUUCCCUGGAGCAGAGACAGAGAUCAGAGACUACAGAGGAUUCACUGCCCUCAUUAAAGCUGCCAUACAGGGCAGGAAUGAUGUGGUGGCAGCUCUUAUAAUGCAUGGUGCUGAUGUAAAGGCUGUAGACUCCAACCGUGGUAAAUGUGCACGUGACUGGGCACUGAAAACAGGUCGCUUUGACACGCUGAAUCGUCUGCGCCACCUUGCGCUUCAUCCAACAGCUGAACAGUUCUGUGACACCUACAUUCCAGAGUGGCCCAACCUUAAGGUGCUGGUCAGCAAAGCAACAGCCAAUAAGAGUGCCAGCCAGAAGCUGACUCAUCGUCUCAAGGGUACUUUUGGUUUCAGUUUCCCACGUGACCCACAGGACAAUGGUGUCAUGGAUCACAUGGUGCGAAUGACCACCAGCCUACACAGCCCGCUCAUAGCCAUGGCCACACGGCCACUGUGCCCAAGCAGCCCUCCACAGAUGGGUAAACGUCGGCUUGCUGUGGCUGAACUGAUGCAGAAGUACUCACAGAAGCAGCUGGAGGAGAGUUCACUGUGCCAUCGAAACAGCUCCAUCUCCUCCAUUUCUUCUUCUGUCCACUCGGCUGAGUCUGUCUCUUUGUCCUGCUGUGCCGAUACAGAGAGACGAGGCAGUGUACUGUCCAUUGCUCAGUCUGGAAUGCGCACAUUCAUUCCUCGUAGUAUGGCAUCAAGGCGCAAUAGCAUCUUCCCCUCUGGCUGUAUCCCACAGAUUGAAGUUACUAAAUCCUCUGAGCCCACCCCAAAAAAGGAGAAGAAGAAAAAAAAGCAGAAAGGUUACCUGGAGCCUCCAAAGUGGAAGUAUAAGGAGGCCAAGGAUGAGAAGAAGAAAGAGAAGAAAGCAUUGAAGGAAAAGGAAGAGAAGGAAAAGGAGAAGAAAAGCAAAGACAAGGAUAAAGGAAAAAGGAAAAAGCGUGAUGAAUAAGAUGGGCUUUCUGAACCCUCAGUAAGGUUGUAGAUGCCUUCAGUGUAAUUGUGUGUGGGGAAAUGCUUGAUGACAGAUUCAGUAAAGCAAUGCAGUGAAGAACGCAUGGGCCCUGAAAAGAGGAAGUGCAUUUUGAAACCUCAGUGGUGCAUUCCUGUCUCACGAAAAUCCCUUCCAACUUCCUAUCAUGGCAAUUUAUCUAUGACCAUUUCAGUCAGUCUUAUAGGCUUUAAGGUCUCUGAUUGGAUGACUUACAUGUAGAAUAAUUCUUGAAAGAGUGCUAUAUGUAAAUAAUCACAUACAGUACAUCAUCAGAACUGAAUA
Messenger RNA from Carassius carassius (crucian carp), 1989 nucleotides. It is a transcript of the gene ankrd33ab, whose product is annotated as ankyrin repeat domain 33Ab. The transcript has 5 exons. The record is from RefSeq and is a predicted model, not a curated record. Gene Ontology annotation, molecular function: protein binding. Bases 274 to 1665 code for a protein of 463 amino acids. Lineage: Eukaryota; Metazoa; Chordata; Actinopteri; Cypriniformes; Cyprinidae.